Puntigrus tetrazona (Sumatra barb) is the source of this 815-nucleotide messenger RNA. RefSeq names its product SLAM family member 5-like. The coding region runs from base 156 to 815 and encodes 219 amino acids. Lineage: Eukaryota; Metazoa; Chordata; Actinopteri; Cypriniformes; Cyprinidae. The record is from RefSeq and is a predicted model, not a curated record. The transcript is spliced from 3 exons.
UUUCUAAGAGUCAGAAGGACGUUGUAUGUAACUAUAAAAUGUGUUCAGAUGGUGUGAGUGAGGAGGGCUGAACUCUGUCGGGGGAGGACUCACGCCAGCAAUUGAUUUCAGCAGAUAGUCCUUUUAGGUCAGUUUUGACCGAACAACUGUAGAAAAUGUUUCUUUUGUUCUGUUUGUGCUGGUGGACUCUUACUGCCGAGUCUGGCAGUAAAACAAAUGAAAUACAGUCAGUGUCUGUGAUGGAGGAAGAUUCUGUAACUUUACACACUUUUGUUACGAAAAUACACGAAGACGAUGACAUACAGUGGAUAUUCGGAGCCAAAAUCAUCGCUAAAAUUAGCAUUGAGAAACAAAACCUUUCUACAUUUUAUAGCCUUGAUGAGAGAUUCAGAGACAGACUGAAGCUGGACGAUCAAACUGGAUCUCUGACCAUCAUGAACAUCUCAACUCUACACGCUGGAGUUUAUCAGCUAAAGAUAAAUGCAGCUAAACUGUCAUCAAAAACAUUCAGCGUUUCUGUCUACUCUCCUUUGCCCACUCCUGACCUUACCAGAGAUUGUGCAUCAUCUUCAUCAUCUUGUUCGUUGUUGUGUUCGGCGGUGAACGUGGGUCAUGUGACUCUCUCCUGGUACAAAGGAAACAGUUUAUUGUCCAGCAUCAGUGUGUCUGAUCUCAGCAUCAGUCUCUCUCUACCUCUGGAGGUGGAAUAUCAGGAUAAAAACACCUACAGCUGUGUGAUCAACAACCCCAUCAGAAACCAGACCAAACAUCUGAACAUCAGUCAGCUCUGUCAGCCAUGUUCAGGUCAGAGUUGA